GAGAGGGAGGUACCGGUAUCGAGAAUCAGAACUGGUUGUAGCUGUGUCCGGAAGUGAGUAAAGGAAGGUACUGUUUCUGGAUUGCGGCCGUGAGAAAGUGGCUGACGAUAGGACUCUCGCCUGACCACCUCAGCCUCGGGCUCUGUUCCAUGAUGCUCGUCUUCCCUUCCCUCGAAACUUGAAAGUCGAAGCUUGCUGAUCCCGAAGGCAAUAGGCGCAGUCCAGUUGCCAGCUUGAUUGGGGAGCUCUUUUUUGUAUAAAGUGUUGAGCAAGGAAUCUGCCGCGAUUGUUUGCAACACAGACAACGACAUCAGGUAAUUAAGCUUGUUCCGUGCGUUCUUCAGUUGUCUGCCUGCCGGUUGCUCAAUAAGUGGACCUCCUUUGAACGCAAACCCGAUGGCCGCCGUGAUGGUUGAAGAAGCGGCGGGUUUCAGCUUUGAUCUCUGUCGCAGAAACGCUUCACUAGAUAAGCUUGGGAUUAAGCCGCCAAACGUGAGGAAAACUGGCACAACAAUUGUGGGCGUCGUGUACAAGGAUGGGGUUGUCCUUGGGGCGGACACCCGCGCCACGGAGGGGGACAUUGUGUGCGACAAGAACUGCGAAAAGAUCCACUACAUCGCGCCCAACAUCUGGUGCUGCGGAGCGGGGACCGCAGCUGACACCGAGAACGUCACUGGCAUGAUCAGCUCGACUUUGGAGCUGCACCGAUACUCCACGGGGCGGCGGUCGCGGGUCGUCACGGCGCUCACCCUUCUGAAGGAGCACCUGUUCAAAUACCAAGGGCACGUGAGUGCCGCUCUGGUCCUGGGAGGUGUGGACAACACUGGGCCCCAUUUGCACACGGUUUACCCGCACGGCUCCACCGACACGCUGCCAUACGCUACGAUGGGUUCCGGGUCCCUUGCCGCCAUGGCCGUCUUCGAGGCCAAGUACAAGGAGAACCUGACGAGAGAGGAGGCGAUCGACCUGGUGGCGUCAGCGAUCAAGGCGGGGAUCUUCAACGACUUAGGGAGCGGGAGCAACGUGGACGUCUGCGUGAUUACAAAGGACGGCAAAGAGAUGCUGCGCAACUUCGAGACCCCGAACCCGCGGACGUACAACCGGAGCAAGGGCUAUGUCUUCCCCAGGGGCCACACCCCCGUUCUCUCAUCGAGUGUGAAGAAGCUCGGCGAUCUGGUGACUGUAGAAGACGCGUCUCCAGCAGCUGGGGAGUUGGAAGCCAUGGAAGUCGAUCAGAAGCCUUAGUGCUCCCUGUAGCCCGCUUCUAUUAUGUAAGAGCAUCUGACAAUCCAACUGAUCUCGUCCUGUUCGACUGCCGCAAUUGCCUUACAAGUCUGCAAUGCUCCGCUCAUAUUGUAUCGGGCGGAAUUUCAAAAUGCACAUGUUGAGUGACUUAGCGGUCCUGAAUUCGGCUUUAGUACGCCAUGG
Messenger RNA from Klebsormidium nitens, 1428 nucleotides. The record is from the annotation of a GenBank genome assembly. Lineage: Eukaryota; Viridiplantae; Streptophyta; Klebsormidiophyceae; Klebsormidiales; Klebsormidiaceae.